Galeopterus variegatus (Sunda flying lemur) is the source of this 1218-nucleotide messenger RNA. RefSeq names its product cyclin-dependent kinase 1 (gene CDK1). Bases 90 to 983 code for a protein of 297 amino acids. Lineage: Eukaryota; Metazoa; Chordata; Mammalia; Dermoptera; Cynocephalidae. The record is from RefSeq and is a predicted model, not a curated record. Gene Ontology annotation, biological process: G2/M transition of mitotic cell cycle; mitotic G2 DNA damage checkpoint signaling; protein phosphorylation. The transcript has 8 exons. Gene Ontology annotation, molecular function: cyclin-dependent protein serine/threonine kinase activity; RNA polymerase II CTD heptapeptide repeat kinase activity; ATP binding. Gene Ontology annotation, cellular component: nucleus.
UUGAGGGAAGGAGCGGCGCGGACGUGGUAGCUGCAGCUGCGGCCGCCGCGGGAUCAUAAGCUGGGAUCUACUAUACCUAUUGAUUAACUAUGGAAGAUUAUACCAAAAUAGAGAAAAUUGGAGAAGGUACUUAUGGAGUUGUGUAUAAAGGUAGACACAAAACUACAGGUCAAGUGGUAGCCAUGAAGAAAAUCAGACUGGAAAGUGAGGAGGAAGGGGUUCCUAGUACUGCAAUUCGGGAAAUUUCUCUAUUAAAAGAACUUCGUCAUCCAAAUAUAGUCAGUCUUCAAGAUGUGCUUAUGCAGGAUUCCAGGUUGUAUCUCAUCUUUGAAUUCCUUUCCAUGGAUCUCAAGAAAUACUUGGAUUCUAUACCUCCUGGUCAGUUCAUGGAUUCUUCACUUGUUAAGAGUUACUUGUACCAAAUUCUACAGGGGAUUGUGUUUUGUCACUCUAGAAGGGUUCUUCACAGAGACUUAAAACCUCAAAAUUUAUUGAUUGAUGACAAAGGAAUAAUUAAACUGGCUGAUUUUGGCCUUGCCAGAGCUUUUGGAAUACCUAUAAGAGUAUAUACACAUGAGGUAGUAACACUGUGGUACAGAUCUCCAGAAGUAUUGCUGGGGUCAGCUCGUUACUCGACCCCAGUUGACAUUUGGAGUAUAGGAACCAUAUUUGCAGAAUUAGCGACUAAGAAACCACUUUUUCAUGGGGAUUCAGAAAUUGAUCAACUCUUCAGGAUUUUCAGAGCUUUAGGCACUCCUAAUAAUGAAGUGUGGCCAGAAGUAGAAUCUUUACAGGACUAUAAGAAUACAUUUCCCAAGUGGAAACCAGGAAGCCUAGCAUCCCAUGUCAAAAACUUGGAUGAAAAUGGCUUGGAUCUGCUGUCGAAAAUGUUAGUCUAUGAUCCUGCCAAAAGAAUUUCAGGCAAAAUGGCACUGAAUCAUCCAUAUUUUAAUGAUUUGGACAAUCAGAUUAAGAAGAUAUAGCUUUCUAACAAAGUCUCCACAUGUUAUAUUGAGAACAGAUAGCUGUAUUUUUACUGUUAACUCUAUUCUUGUAUAUUUUUCUUUUCUUUGUUGUAAAACCUAAGCUGUACUUCUUAUUUCAAAAGUAUAACUUAAAAAUGUAAAUAUUCUAUAUGAAUUUAAAUAUAAUAACUGUAUAUGUGUGUAGAUCUCACUGUAACAACUAUUUGUUACUAUAAUAAAACUAUAAAUCUCU